AUGGUUGACGAGGACGGUUAUGACGACGACGACGACGAUGAUGAUGACCACGAGGACGCAUCCGGGGAGCAGAUGGAUGGGAUAUGUUUAUGCAGAUGGGACUCCGUCGAGACAGCUUGGAAGUGGAUCGCAGGUAGUCCAGACGCAGAGGACUUGCGAAUCAUUAACAACACCUUCAACGAGUUAAUCAACGAGACCAACAAGCAGAUACAAAUCAACCAUGUUAUAAAUGAAAGGAUUACGAAAAUCUCGGACACAGUGAAUACACUGAUCGAUCAUCAUACAACUUUGAACACCAUACUACUGAAGGAUAUAGACGCAAUAAUCUUACUUCUAUCCAUGGACGCAACAAACAAUAUUCUUGAAGACAUCGAAGACGCCAUUCUACGAGCCCGAGUUUCAUUACCGAACAGCAAGCUACUAACAAUCAAGGAAAAUUUUUUGAUAGAAUCUAUUCUCAAAAAGCAAGGAAUUGCGACAAGGUUUCCUGAAGACGCACUAAACUAUGCCACCCCGAAAAUAGCCAGUACCAAUGAGAUGAUGCUCUACAUUCUAGAACUUCCACAGACGAAUGGAGAUUGUAAGAUUUUCGAAAUUUUACCUUUGAUCACAAAUAACACGGUUCUAACGAACACCCCCAACUACGUGAUCAAGUCUAACAAGAAGCUUUUUACAACAAACCAUCCAGAAAACGCCGUUCAGCAACUACACGAAGCAAAACCAUUCAUCGACUCUUGUGUAUACCCGAUAAUUAUGGGAAUGCUCCGACAAUGCUUGUCCCGUAUUGACUGGAAUGUUUUAGAUCGCCUGGACAUCGAAUCAGCUGUCGACCGCUUCAACUGA
This is a messenger RNA of Armigeres subalbatus, 843 nucleotides long. RefSeq lists its product as uncharacterized. The coding region runs from base 1 to 843 and encodes 280 amino acids. The transcript is spliced from 3 exons. The record is from RefSeq and is a predicted model, not a curated record. NCBI's taxonomy places the organism in Eukaryota, Metazoa, Arthropoda, Insecta, Diptera, Culicidae.